AUGGGCGAUUCAAAUGAAGAAGGAACUCCUCUGUGGCUGAAAAUAUUAUAUUGGAUUGUUCCGACUUUUGGAGCUUCUGGAUUGUUGUAUUUAUUCAGAUACUUCAUGAAAGGAGAUUUGUACGAAAGUAAGACUAAAAUUAACGGGAAAACAAUCAUAAUUACAGGAGUAGAUUCAGAAGUUGGUAAAGCAACUGCAAUAGACUUGGCAAAACGCGAUGGAAAAAUGUAUAUUGCAUGCCAAGACAUAGUUAAAGGAGAAGAAGCUCUUAAAGAAAUUAAAAAGAAGACUGGCAAAGAUGAUGUUCAUUUAUUAGAACUGAACUUGGCUUCUUUGGAUUCAAUAAGAGAAUUUUCAAAGAAAUUCCAUGAACUUGAGAAUAAGCUUGACAUCCUCAUCAGUAAUCAUGAAGUGAGUUUUUGUGGUAAAUCAAAAACAGUCGAAGGAUUUGAAAGACAUUUGGGAGAAAAUCUGCUAGGUCCAUUUUUGUUGAUUAACUUGUUACUAGAUCUUUUGAAGAAAUCACCAAGUCGAAUAAUUCUGGAAAGCAGCAUAGCUUACAGAUUUGGUUCAAUCAAUAAAGAUGACAUAAUGUGGGAAAAUUCAUAUAGCAGAUUUAAAGCGUAUUGCCAAAGUAAACUAGCUACACACUUAUAUGCUCAGGAAUUAUCAAAAAGACUCAUCGGCACAGAAGUAACUGUGUUGGGAAGAUUCAGCAAGUUUUAG
Molecule: messenger RNA, 726 nt
Organism: Chironomus riparius
Lineage: Eukaryota; Metazoa; Arthropoda; Insecta; Diptera; Chironomidae
Source: the annotation of a GenBank genome assembly